Molecule: messenger RNA, 1380 nt
Organism: Eremothecium cymbalariae DBVPG#7215
Lineage: Eukaryota; Fungi; Ascomycota; Saccharomycetes; Saccharomycetales; Saccharomycetaceae
Gene: ATG32
Product: mitophagy protein ATG32
Exons: 1
Coding region: 1-1380 (459 amino acids)
Source: RefSeq, a predicted model, not a curated record
AUGUCACAAACGGUUGAAAAGAUGCAGUCUAACGGCCACACUCAAAAUGGAGGUUUACCUGGUACUACACAAAGGAGUAUUUUGGAUCCUCAUCUCUCUGUGUUGGAGAUAUUGGAAGGAAAGGAGUUAAAUAAGGUUGAGGGGCCACAUGAGCUUUCUGGGGCAAGUAGAGUAUCGGGAAAGCAGUUUGAAGGGGAAAGAGUGUUACAUCAUAGUAUUUCGGAGUCAUGGCAGUCUAUUAAAAGCACGGAUUACUUGUUUCUUUCACGGGCUAAUGACACCUCGUUGCAGCAGCAGAGCGCCGUUGGGAUUCUAUCCUCUUCUGAUACUUCUGAGGAGGAACAAGACAUCCACCCUUCACCACCCCCUCCUAAUAGUGCGUCUAGUGCUUUUGAUAGCAGGAUUAUAAAUAUUGCAGGACAGGCCUUUUCUGCCACUUUAUCCCACUUGAGAUCUGAGGAUGAAGACGAUGACGGCGAGACAGUGACAGUCAGCCUCCCCAAUACGAUGACAUCACUUGUGAUGCCAAAGCUAUCCCUCUCCGAUCGUAUCAUCGAAUCUAAAGUCCUGAUUGUUGGCCAGCCGGCCAGGAAGUUUUGGUUUAGUAUUCCAAAGAGCUACCAGAAGAUGUUCGAGAUCUGCAGUUUAUCUGUGUUGAGAGAUAAAGAUGUUGAUGAGAAAUAUUCUACCAUUAUGGUGAUUUUCCAUGAUAUGGGUUUGGCGCCGGAGUUAUUGGACAGAAUCUGUAAUAAGGUUGUGCGUCCCAGAAUUAUCCCUAUUUGCCAGAAGGGUCAGAAACAACAUCUCAGUUCUCUUCUAAAACAAUACGUCAGCGGUAACCGCAUCAAAUUAUUCUGCAACCCCAUAGUUAUGUCUAACCACCACGAGAAACAUCGGUUGUUGAAACAUUUGCAUCAGCUCUCAAGUGGUUCCGACUCAGGCUACGAAACAGAAGUUACCGUAGAGCCCGUCAAAAAGCUGCCCAGAAAGGCAAAGAAGAGACCAUCUAAACCGAGUACCUUCCGUGAUUGGGUUGUGUGGACAGCGUCCAUCACAAUUGGCAUUGGUAUCGGAUGCUGCGUGUCUCUAAUGGUAUCAACUAGGUAUGCCUUCCUGGUCCCACGUCAGCUUGCCGUUGACGAUAUAACUUCUUCCCCCUUGUCUCCAGAAGGUACAGACAAAUCCUCGCAUAAUCUUUUUCUACACGCCUACUCCCUGUGCAAGACAUCCCUGAAGAAGUUAGCCUCAUCUCUAAGACCAUUCUUCUCUGACCGGUUAGAGUCUUGCACAUGGAUCCAUACUCUUGGCAUAGAGCUAAGCUAUGACGAUUCCUUGAUAUCUAUGGGUCGUAUCAUGCCCCUAGAUUUUAUUAUGCUAUAA